CUGGGAUUGCGUUGGGAAUACCGCCGGAUUGUGUGGAGGAUGAGCUGGCAGCGGUGUGUGUGGAUUACAGAAGCAGGAGGAACCUGAGAAACAGACGUGUUUCUCGCCAGCUGCGUGCAUCUGCUGUCUGCCGCUGGAAAACCGUCUCCGGAAACGCACAUAGCUUCGGGAGUUUAGGGACCAUGAACUCUGGAGUAGCUGUGAACGAGGGAAGCGAGCUGCAUGUGGCUGCACUGGCGUCUUUGAAGGGUGAUGUGGUGGAGCUCAACCAGCGGCUGCUGCAGACCGAGAGAGAGAGAGAUGCACUGGAGAUGAGACUGGCCAAAGCACAGUGUGAGGAGUCUCAUCUGCUGCAGGAGCAUGAGGAUGUUCAGGAGAGAACGACACUGCGCUACGAGGAGCGAAUUACAGAGCUGCACAGCAUCAUUGCUGAACUCAACAAGAAGAUAGACCUGCUGCAGGGAGCCACCAUCAGGGAGGAGGAUGAGUUUUCCGAGCUUCGCUCCGAUCUCAGUCACAGCCAGCUGGAAGUUAACGAGGACGACCGGAGCGAUCAGGACCCCGACCAGGCGUCCAUCUCACUGCCUGAGAACCAGUCCACGCUGGUCACUGCAGACAUGGAUAACUGCAGUGACCUGAACUGGGAGCUGCAGCGUGUUUUGACGGGUCUGGAGAGCGUCCUGUGCGGCCGCAAGAAGAGCACAUGCAGUCUGUCUGUGGCGGAGGUGGACAGACACAUCGAGCAGCUGACCUCCACCAGCGAACACUGCGAUCUGGCCAUCAAGACGGUGGAGGAGAUCGAGGGCGCUCUGGGCCGUGACUUCUACCCCAGUCUGUGUGAGGAGCGAGUGCGCUGGGAGAAGGAGCUGGCUGGACUCCGGGAGGAGAACGAGAGCCUGACGGCGAUGCUGUGCCAUAAAGAAGAGGAUCUGAACCGCACCAAAGCCAUCGUGAGCGGCGUCCGAGAGGAGCGAGACCGUCUGCGCAGACGUGUGCGAGAGCUGCAGACGCGUCUCCAGAGCGUUCAGCCCGGCGCUCCGUCCAGUCCUGGCCGUCUGACAUCAGUGGGACGUCCCAUCAACCCCAGCACCGGAGAACUCAGCACCAGCAGCAGCAGCAACGACAUCCCCGUCGCCAAAGUGGCGGAGCGAGUGAAGCUAUCGAAGACUCGUUCAGAAUCGCUGCCAGCGGAGAGAUCCAUCCUCGGCUCUGAAAUCAGCAGCAUCGGGGUGUCCAGUAAUGUGGCUGAACACCUGGCUCAUUCCCUUCAGGACUGCUCCAACAUCCAGGAGAUCUUCCAGACACUCUACUCGCACGGAUCCGCCAUCUCCGAGAGCAAGAUCCGCGAGUUUGAGGUGGAGACGGAGAGACUGAACAGUCGUAUCGAGCACCUGAAGUCUCAGAACGAUCUGCUGACCAUCACACUGGAGGAGUGUAAGAGCAACGCCGAGCGGAUGAGUAUGCUGGUGGGGAAAUAUGAGUCCAACGCCACCGCACUCAGACUGGCCCUGCAGUACAGUGAGCAGUGUAUCGAGGCGUAUGAGCUGCUGCUGGCGCUGGCCGAGAGUGAACAGGGUCUGGUUUUGGGUCAGUUCAGAGCCGCUGGAGUCAGUGCUGUGGGAGAGCAGGCGGGUGAAGAGAGCAUCACACAGAUCCUGAAGAAAGCUCAUGACAGCAGAAAGACGGCAGAGAUCGCCGCUAAAGAUCUCCUGACGCGUCUGGAUGGCAGCUGCAGAGCUGUGUUUGCGGUCAGCGGCUGUAGUGUCCAGCCCUGGGAGAGUCUCUCAUCCAACAGCCACACCAGCACCACCAGCUCGACGGCCAGCAGCUGUGACACGGAUUUCUCCAAAGACGACGAGCAGCGUCUGAAGGACUACGUGCAGCAGCUGAAGAACGACCGGGCGGCCGUCAAGCUGACCAUGCUGGAGCUGGAGAGCGUCCACAUCGACCCGCUGAACUACGACCUCAAACCCCGCGCAGACUCGCAGAGACUCGACCUGGAGAACGCCGUGCUCAUGCAGGAGCUCAUGGCCAUGAAGGAGGAGAUGGCGGAGCUAAAGGCGCAGCUGUAUCUGCUGGAGAAGGAGAAGAAAGCUCUGGAGCUGAAGCUGAGCACGAGGGAGGCUCAGGAACAGGCCUAUCUGGUGCACAUCGAGCAUCUGAAGUCUGAGGUGGAGGAACAUCAGGAACAGAGACGGAGAUCGCUCAACUCCACCAGCAGCAGCGCUGGAGCCAAAGACAAGAGCGGGAAGGGCUCUGGUGAUUCUCCAGCAGUCAGUCUGUGUGACCUGAGGAGUCUGAGCGACAGCGACCUCGCGGCGGAGCUCACCAGCGCCCUCAGGAGAGAGAAGAAGCUGAAGGGUCGUGUUCAGGAGUUGGUGGCGGCGUUAGAAAGACUCACUAAGAGCAGUGAAGUCAGACAUCAGCAGUCGGCGGAGUUUGUUAACGACCUGAAACGAGCAAACAGUAAUCUGGUGGCAGCGUACGAGAAAGCCAAGAAGAAGCACCAGAACAAGCUGAAGAAGCUGGAGUCUCAGAUGAUGGCGAUGGUGGAGCGUCACGAGACGCAGGUGCGGAUGCUGAAACAGCGCAUUGCUCUUCUGGAGGAGGAGACGUCUCGACCGCACACCAGCGAGACCUCGCUCUGAACAAACACCUGUGCAAAACCACAGAGAAGUCAUCGAUCUGGCAUCGGGAGCAUGAAAGAAGACGUUUCUCAGCAUGCUCACGCUGCUCUUUUACACAAACGCAUCAUGAAACGAGGGCUCAGACGUGCUCGCUUUGUCAAGGAGGACAAAUACUGCUCAGUUUGUCCAAUUCAUAAUUAUGAGGUUCCGUUUUUAUUCUGAUGAAUGGCAAAAAUCCUCAUAAUUCUUGGUAAUCUCAGAAUGAAACGACACGAGAGAGUACAGCAGCACAGACUCGAGGCUGGUUUAGUUUAAUAAUUAUAUUUCAUAAUCACACAGUGUAGAGAAAUACGGUUUUGAGCAAUAAAAGAGAACGAGGUUUCCUUCAUCACAUCUUAGAUGAAAAUUCUGUCAUCAUUUACCCAGUAUCUGGUAAUCUGUGCUUAGUUUAUGAUCCAUAAUCAGAUUUAUCAACUGAGAAUACAGAUUGCAGACAAAUCAAGGCCGCAAAUGAUGAAUUAUUGA
Messenger RNA from Carassius carassius (crucian carp), 3152 nucleotides. RefSeq names its product colorectal mutant cancer protein-like. The coding region runs from base 183 to 2648 and encodes 821 amino acids. The record is from RefSeq and is a predicted model, not a curated record. The transcript is spliced from 17 exons. Lineage: Eukaryota; Metazoa; Chordata; Actinopteri; Cypriniformes; Cyprinidae.